GCUCCCGGGCUUUCGACAAGCAGCCCUGCAACGCAGGUCCGUCAUCUUCAGCAGAAAGCUCUCUCACGUCCUGGCCCGCAAGCCCGGAGGGUUCGUCAUAAACACACAAGGCAAGGAUAGAAGCGAGGCCAAGAGGCAGGUCACGCAACUGUCAAACGAAGCCCACCCACCGACUGACAAGUCCCCAAGGCGACAAGCGAUCCCCGCGCGGGAUACUCACCCGUUACCUCAGGAUCGCGACUACAACUCCCAGGAGGCCGGGCGAGCGACGAACCAACGCCCUUCCCAGAAUGCAGCACAGCGGCAUCCCUAUCCCGCCCUCUCCUUACUGCGCUCCUCCUACUUUUCUACCCCUCGUCAUCCGGGAGAGCCGGAGGGGGCUAAGUUCGGGUGGCAGCACCGGGCGCAACGCAGGGGUCCCGGCGACGGCGGCGGCGGCGGCGGCUGACGGCUGGAAGGGUAGGCUUCCUUCACCGCUCGUCCUCCUUCCCCGCUCCGCUCGGUGUCAGGCGCGGCGGCGGCGCGGCGAGCGGACUUCGUCCCUCCUCCUGCUCCCCCCCACAGCGGAGCUGGCACUCUUCGCUUCGCCAUCCCCCGACCCUUCACCCCGAGGACUGGGCGCCUCCUCCGGCGCAGUUGAGGGAGCGGGGGCCGGUCUCCUGCUCGGCUGUCGCGCCUCCAUGUCGGAUAAUCAGAGCUGGAACUCGUCGGGCUCGGAGGAGGAUCCAGAGACGGAAUCUGGGCCGCCUGUGGAGCGCUGCGGGGUCCUCAGUAAGUGGACAAACUACAUUCAUGGGUGGCAGGAUCGUUGGGUAGUUUUGAAAAAUAAUGCUCUGAGUUACUACAAAUCUGAAGACGAAACAGAGUAUGGCUGCAGGGGAUCCAUCUGUCUUAGCAAGGCUGUCAUCACACCUCAUGAUUUUGAUGAAUGUCGAUUUGAUAUUAGUGUAAAUGAUAGUGUUUGGUAUCUUCGUGCUCAGGAUCCAGAUCAUAGACAGCAAUGGAUAGAUGCCAUUGAACAGCACAAGACUGAAUCUGGAUAUGGAUCUGAAUCCAGCUUGCGUCGACAUGGCUCAAUGGUGUCCCUGGUGUCUGGAGCAAGUGGCUACUCUGCAACAUCCACCUCUUCAUUCAAGAAAGGCCACAGUUUACGUGAGAAGUUGGCUGAAAUGGAAACAUUUAGAGACAUCUUAUGUAGACAAGUUGACACGCUACAGAAGUACUUUGAUGCCUGUGCUGAUGCUGUCUCUAAGGAUGAACUUCAAAGGGAUAAAGUGGUAGAAGAUGAUGAAGAUGACUUUCCUACAACGCGUUCUGAUGGCGACUUCUUGCAUAAUACCAACGGCAAUAAAGAAAAGUUAUUUCCACAUGUGACACCAAAAGGAAUUAAUGGUAUAGACUUUAAAGGGGAAGCGAUAACUUUUAAAGCAACUACUGCCGGAAUCCUUGCAACACUUUCUCAUUGUAUUGAACUAAUGGUUAAACGUGAGGACAGCUGGCAGAAGAGACUGGAUAAGGAAACUGAGAAGAAAAGAAGAACAGAGGAAGCAUAUAAAAAUGCAAUGACAGAACUUAAGAAAAAAUCCCACUUUGGAGGACCAGAUUAUGAAGAAGGCCCUAACAGUCUGAUUAAUGAAGAAGAGUUCUUUGAUGCUGUUGAAGCUGCUCUUGACAGACAAGAUAAAAUAGAAGAACAGUCACAGAGUGAAAAGGUGAGAUUACAUUGGCCUACAUCCUUGCCAUCUGGAGAUGCCUUUUCUUCUGUGGGGACACAUAGAUUUGUCCAAAAGCCCUAUAGUCGCUCUUCCUCCAUGUCUUCCAUUGAUCUAGUCAGUGCCUCUGAUGAUGUUCACAGAUUCAGCUCCCAGGUUGAAGAGAUGGUGCAGAACCACAUGACUUACUCAUUACAGGAUGUAGGCGGAGAUGCCAAUUGGCAGUUGGUUGUAGAAGAAGGAGAAAUGAAGGUAUACAGAAGAGAAGUAGAAGAAAAUGGGAUUGUUCUGGAUCCUUUAAAAGCUACCCACGCAGUUAAAGGCGUCACAGGACAUGAGGUCUGCAAUUAUUUCUGGAAUGUUGACGUUCGCAAUGACUGGGAAACAACUAUAGAAAACUUUCAUGUGGUGGAAACAUUAGCUGAUAAUGCAAUCAUCAUUUAUCAAACACACAAGAGGGUGUGGCCUGCUUCUCAGCGAGAUGUAUUAUAUCUUUCUGCCAUUCGAAAGAUAUCAGCCUUGACUGAAAAUGACCCUGAAACUUGGAUAGUUUGUAAUUUUUCUGUGGAUCAUGACAGUGCUCCUCUAAACAACCGAUGUGUCCGUGCCAAAAUAAAUGUUGCUAUGAUUUGUCAAACCUUGGUAAGCCCACCAGAGGGAAACCAGGAAAUUAGCAGGGAUAACAUUCUAUGCAAGAUUACAUAUGUAGCUAAUGUGAACCCUGGAGGAUGGGCACCAGCCUCAGUGUUAAGGGCAGUGGCAAAGCGAGAGUAUCCUAAAUUUCUAAAACGUUUUACUUCUUACGUCCAAGAAAAAACUGCAGGAAAGCCUAUUUUGUUCUAGUAUUAACAGUGACUGAAGCAAGGCUGUGUGACAUUCCAUGUUGGAGAAAAAAAGAAAAAAAAAAAAGCUGAAUGCUCUAAGCUGGAACGUAGGAUCUAUAGCCUUGUCUGUGGCCCAAGACCUUGGCCUUGUGUACAAAAAUGACAAAAUAUUGCAAUAGCAAAGCUGAACAUCUAACACUAGCUAUCUCCUGCUAGAUCUCCUUGCUCAGCAUAUAACUAUAAAUACAUGUAAAAUUACAUGUAUAUGGCUAUAUUUUUAUUUGCUUGCUCCUAGAAGAGAAAAAAAAAAUCAACUUUGAAUCACAACUAGGAAUUGAUGCUUUAAUUUUUGGAUACUUUUUCAGAAUUUUUAAUUUACUAUGGUCCGGCCUAAGAUCCUCUGUUGUAUCAGGUUUUGUGCACAAAAGAAAAGCACAAAAGUUGAACGCACAUGGGGCAUGUGCUUUCUGUGCAGCAAAUAAUCUGGAUGAGGUUCUUUUUUCAGGCCUACAGUCAAAUCUGUGUCCAGAAUUUUUUGACUUUUUUGCUUUGUAUAAUCAUAGAAUUCGUUGCUGCUGAUUUCUAUAAUGAUUCAUGUUGUUGUGUGUGUCUUAAUAACUGAGGGCUGUCAAUAACCUGUGAUUUUGCCUUUUCUAUAGUCUUACUCCCAUGAAGAACCUUGGUUCUGAUGGAGAAAGUGAAAAGCUUUAUUUCUUCCCCCAGAUAUCUUUAUAUUUCUAUUAUAUUUUUUAGUUGUGUACUGUGUGCUAGACAUUUUUUUCAGUUUAUUACAAACACAAUUUGGUAAUCCCUAAAUUGGUUCUGCCUGUCUCCAAACAGAAAUAUCUGUACAAAUCUUGUUGGUAUAGACUACUUUCUGGAAAAUGGUCAAGAUAAAUUCAUGUUUUCUUUAAAUUUCUAAGGUAGUAUAUGGUAUAACUUGUUUAAAGCAAAUCAGACUGAGUUUGACAUUUAAUUCAAUAUUUCUGGCAUUCAGUAACGGGUAUAUAUGUUUGUUCUUCCAGUUUGGGUCAGUUUAAAAGAUAGGUUGCAAAGUAUACAUGGAAAAUGUGAGCAAUGCCUCUCUGCCUCUUGAUCAGAAACUUCAGCAGAGCAGUAAAGAUUCCACAUGAUUCAAACUGAAAUGCAUUUCUUUGUUGCUAUAUGAACUUAAAAUGUAAAAUACCUUUUUCAGUUUAAGUCUUGUGAACAACAUUGAAGCAUGGAGAUGAGGCAAGGAAUAGUGCUCACUGAAGUUGAAAUGACUGCCCACUUCAAAAUCUUCAUUGUGUUUACACACCAGUGUAUUUAUACAAAUCAGAGGCAUUUUGUAGAUGCUUCGCUGACUUGUUCAGCUCUGUAAAAACACAGAAAUCGGACCCAUUUUGUAAAGCAGAAAGUCAUGUCACAUGGAACAUGUCCUGUAUAUAUCACCUACAUGGUAAUGGAGUCUUAAUGAUAAGUGCAAGAUAAUAAUUUAAUGAUGGGAUUAGUCUGAUCGCUUAAUAUGCACAAUCCUGGAAGUGAAUUACUUGCAUCAGAUAUAGUGAUAUUUAUUAUUCUGUACAGAGAGAAAAAUACAUAUAAAACAUAUGCUUACAUUACAUGCACGCAGAUUUCACGCUCCAUAAUCUUUUCUAUUUUUUAAUUUACCUUUCUGUAAAUGAUGUGCAUGGAAUAUGCCUUAUAGAAAAAUGCUGUUCAUAAUUUGACUACGUGGAAAAGUGCCUAUAUGGUGGUAAUGCUAGUAAGGCAAAUAAGACAAAUUAUCAUGUUGGUUUACUACAUCACCAGUUAACAUUUUAUAUUGUGAUGUUUAAAAAAGAAAAGUUUAUACCUCAAAUGUGUAUUUUAUUUUACAAUCAGCUGUGGGUUAUGGGGUUGGGAUGGGAGAAUGGGAGGGUUGGGGAGGGCAGGUUUAUUCACCAUAGCCACUGAUAAGAAUCUUCAAAAAAAUUCUGUAUGCUCACUAUAAAUGUUUCUCUGUUUGCCAUUUCUGGUAACUGUCAUGAACACAGACAGUUAACUCUUUCAUUACUAAAUUGGAUAGCUUUAUUUUACAGAAGUAUGGAAAGUUUACAAAGCAAUAUCUAAAUCUAAUUAUCACUAGUUGCAUUUGGACUAAAUGUGAUGAUAUACUUUUGCAAUUCAUUCUGUAAAUAAAAUGAUUACACUAAAAUAUUUGUAUUAAGAGAAGAAAAGAUAACAUUUUACCUUUAGAUAACUGCACUUUUACUUCACUAGAGUUAAUUCCACCCAAUCAGAUUGAGAAAUAAAUUGGUGAAUAUGGAAAGAGUCCAAAAGAGGUCAGAAUUUGGAGAGGUACUGGCCUUCUGGACAACAUUUAGAUCCUCUAGAAUUAUUUUCAUUAAGCUGAUUCAUACAUCCUGAAUAUUCAUGUUUUCUCAUCUACAGAUAAUUUGUCUUCCUCCAAACCAAAAGAAAAAACUACCCUUUACUCUCUUUUCUACUCAGUUUAUCUUUUGUGCUAUGUUAGAAACUUGAAAUCUAUUGGUGAUGUGGGGUUUUAUCCCUGACUGCCACUGCACAGGACAAGAGAGCACAGUGUUUCCGUUGGAAUUCAGGACUCCUGGUUUUGAGGUAGAGGAUGAUCACUGCAGUACUUGGUUUGGUAUUGCCACAGGGGUAACUAAACCAAAGGAGGGUUAUAUCUGCAAGGGAGGUGUAAGAAGGCAAAAUAAGGAAAAGGAGGAAUGGGUUUUCUCUUUGUUCAGUUUCAUCAACUAAUUUAUACACCUAAUACAACGUCAGUGUCAAUUGCUAUUAAGAAAUUUUUAGUUGGGCUGAGCUGGUUCUCUUGUGAAAUUGUGCUGGUUAUCUUUAAGCUUAUCAGUUAUUUGUCCAAUUAAACACUUUUCACCAGUAUUUAGUCCGAGUUGUACAGACGAUGUAUUUGGAUUUUGUCAUGGUUCAUCUACAGACUCAAAACAUAAUCAUUUUAAAGUACCUUGGGAGUGUGUAGAGUAACUUCUAUAAUAGCUUUAUGAUCCUGAUGAUGUUUUUUAAACAUAAUAAAGUUGGAUCUUCCAUGUUACAAUCACAAAAUUAAAACCAGUAUUUAAAGUGGAAAAGUAUUAAAAUAUUAUGGACAAAUA
Molecule: messenger RNA, 5652 nt
Organism: Mandrillus leucophaeus (drill)
Lineage: Eukaryota; Metazoa; Chordata; Mammalia; Primates; Cercopithecidae
Gene: CERT1
Product: collagen, type IV, alpha 3 (Goodpasture antigen) binding protein
Exons: 19
Coding region: 291-2555 (754 amino acids)
Biological process (GO): ER to Golgi ceramide transport
Cellular component (GO): Golgi apparatus
Molecular function (GO): phosphatidylinositol-4-phosphate binding
Source: RefSeq, a predicted model, not a curated record